ACUCCUGACGAUGGUGUGGUUCCUGGCGGGGGCUGCUUGGGCCGUGUCUGCUGGGGAGAACAGCGCGAUAGUUCUUGAACCUGUUAAGGAUGGUCUCGAGGUCGUCUACGUGUUCCUCCCUGGUUCUUAUUCUACGAACGACAGAUACGUGCAGUUCGGAGAAGCCCUACAGGCGGCCUCCCCUCACCGUCUGUGGGUUGGACUCGUAGGCAUAUACAUGGAAGAUUAUCCCGACCCCGCUGAGCUCGACGCUGCCGUCACCGCCUGCUUGGCCGACAUGAGGCUGCUUGGGAUGAACAGCACGGACGUCUUCAUCUCGGGUCACAGCCUUGGAGGCCAAGUCGCCGUCUUCUACCCCGAGACCCGCGACAUCUUCAGGGGUCUGGUGUUACUCGGGGCCUAUUUGGACCACGGGCUCCUGGCCUCGUACCCCAUCCCGGUCCUCACGCUCGCGGGAGACCUCGACGGGUCAUCCAGGGUCACGCGCAUGGUGGACGCCUUUACCGAGAGCCAAGCCCAGAUGGCGCUGGACUCUGAGGCCGUGUUUCGGGUCCCGACCAUCAUUCCGGAGGACGUCAACCACGCGUCCUAUUACAACGACAGCGACGGACUGCAGGUUCCUGACGAUAUCCUGACUCCUUUGCCCAGUGCUGAGGCGAAAGCGAGGAUAAGUCAGCACGUUGCAGACUUCAUAACAGCGACCCUGGGGAAGCCUUCAGCAGCCGUGGACGACGCUCGCUCCCGCCUCCUGGGUGCUUAUGAUGAUACCAACGCUAAGAUGAAGCCGAUCCAAGACCUGAGGGCCGUGACGGAGGAAAUGUCGCGUUCGCCCUGGUCGGAAAUGUCGCAGAAAAUCCUCGCAAACACCGCGACGCAGGACGACUGGCGAUAUAUGAACGUGAGUGAUCACAUCCACGACAACACUUCCUUCGUGAGCGAAAACCCUCACAUGACCUUGCAGUUGCAGACCCUCAGCAUUGCAACACAAUCCCACGUGACCCGACCCGCUGACCCGUAUUAUUACGAACCUCUAACCGCUUUUGAAAUUGCAAUCAAGAUGAAGAGCCAGGAAGCGAUCAAGGAGGAACUGGAGCCUUUAGGAGUGUUGUUCAAUAAGCCCGUCACCUGCAAGGAACUUAAUAUGGCCGCCUUCGACAGGGCUUUCAACUCACCAGUCGACGUCGUUCGGGAUCGCUUCAUCGAACGCGGGAGGAACAUAACUUUCUUCGAAGAUGUAGUCGACGAUUUCGCGACGUCUUGGCUCGCUUCUUCGCACAGCCUGGUCUAUACUGAUGCAGGCCUGGAAGUAACAGCACGACGCUUCCACACAGCCAGCAAUAACCCCGACUUGCGUGGCUUGACGUGGUGCAAGCUGGUCCCCCCUGAGCGGUUCCUCGAAUACAUCAUGGUCGACGGUCUGAAGGGAACCAAACCUUAAGAGUGAUAUAUCAACUCUGAGGUAGAUAAAAAGAUCAGACUGAAAACGUGAAAUAAGGAAGAGGACGCUAAGGAUAAUGAUGUAAGGAUAGUAUUGAUAAUAGGUGAAUAAAUAGAAGGCGUAAU
This is a messenger RNA of Penaeus chinensis, 1563 nucleotides long. RefSeq lists its product as uncharacterized. The transcript is spliced from 10 exons. Bases 11 to 1438 code for a protein of 475 amino acids. Lineage: Eukaryota; Metazoa; Arthropoda; Malacostraca; Decapoda; Penaeidae. The record is from RefSeq and is a predicted model, not a curated record.